AUGGAAAACAUCGCCAACCAGUCCAAUCGCCUGGACGGACUUAUUGCAGCCGCAGGCAUCAAUCACGAGACCCAGGCUCUGGAGCAUAGCGCCGACGUGGCCAACCGUAUUAUGAGCAUUAACGUUACAGGAGUCUUCAUGACAGCGCAAGCAGCCGCUCGUCAAAUGGUUCGUCUCAAACAGCCAGGUAGCAUUUGCCUCAUCGCCAGCAUGAGUGGCACUAUCGCUAACAAGGGCAUGUACGCACCGGCAUACAACGCAUCGAAAGCGGCCGUCAUUCAGUUAUGCAGGAGUCUGGCGGCGGAAUGGGGCCAGCACGGCAUCAGGGUAAACUCCCUCUCGCCGGGCUAUAUUAUGACACAAAUGUUACAGAAUCUUUUCGACGACUUCCCCGAGCGCAAGGCCUUAUGGCCGACAGAAAACAUGCUCAACCGCCUGAGCCUGCCUCAUGAGUACCGCGGUGCCGCUGUGUUUCUGCUGAGUGAUGCCAGCAGUUUCAUGACGGGUAGUGACCUUCGCAUCGACGGAGGCCAUGCAGCUUGGUGA
This is a messenger RNA of Metarhizium acridum CQMa 102, 546 nucleotides long. RefSeq lists its product as uncharacterized. Gene Ontology annotation, molecular function: oxidoreductase activity, acting on NAD(P)H, oxygen as acceptor. Gene Ontology annotation, cellular component: intracellular anatomical structure. The record is from RefSeq and is a predicted model, not a curated record. Lineage: Eukaryota; Fungi; Ascomycota; Sordariomycetes; Hypocreales; Clavicipitaceae.